UCCAGUGUGUAGAAGAGUUAAGUUAUUUGCGUGAUAAUAUGGCAUAAGUUAUUUGAAAUGCUUUGGCAGCAUUUAACGAAUCGGUGUGAAAAAUUGACACAAAUACUUUGACAAUACGGUGGUUAAUUGCUAGAUAAUUUACACCCGACUUGCGGCCAACCGACGGCCGGGUGCGUGUGUUGUAGUACUUAUUUAUUAUAUAAGUAAGCACUUAGUGUGGCCUUAAGGAAUUAUCAAUUAAAUGAUAAUAAAUAGGUUUAAAUUCGGAAAGUGCGAUUUUUGUCUUCUAAUAAAUAAUAUACCAUAAUUAAUUUGUGUCAGUGUCGAUUUUGGAUACAGCAGGUGAUAAUUUUAGAUUUGACAAAUGGCCCAACACAUUCUCUCGGCAAUAGAAACCGACAUAAAUUCCAUCAAAGACAAAGGCGAUCCUCAAGAACGUAACAUAUCGGUGGCAUUAGAUGACAGAGACCUCUGGGUGAGAUUCCAGUGUUUCACCAAUGAAAUGAUCGUUACGAAAAGCGGCAGGAGGAUGUUCCCUGUAGUCAAAGUCACAGCAAAUGGUUUAGACCCAAAGGCAAUGUACACGGUGCUGUUGGAGUUUGUCCAAAUUGAUCCUCACAGAUGGAAGUAUGUGAACGGUGAAUGGGUUCCGGGCGGUAAAGCAGAAGUACCACCCUCGAAUCCUAUUUACGUUCAUCCCGAAAGUCCUAAUUUUGGGGCGCAUUGGAUGAAGGAGAGCAUAUCGUUUGCCAAAGUCAAACUCACAAAUAAAACAAACGGCAAUGGCCAAAUUAUGCUCAAUUCUCUUCAUAAAUACGAGCCCAGAGUACACCUAGUGCGAGUUGGAACAGAAUCCAGACGAGUGAUGACGUUUCCGUUUCCGGAAACCCAAUUUAUUGCAGUGACGGCUUAUCAAAACGAAGAAGUAACUUCACUGAAAAUUAAAUAUAAUCCAUUUGCUAAGGCUUUUUUGGAUGCUAAAGAACGACCGGAUAAUGUUUAUCAACGAGGAGAUUAUUCACCGACAUAUAGUCAGCAACAAAGUCAGUAUCCACAGUAUGGUUCCUGGUUUAUUCCCCAUCAAUCGAUUUAUUCAACCGCAAGCCAGAUGCCUACAUGUCAAUACAGGACCAGUCCGAAGCUGAUUAGACAAAAAUCAGCUCCAUAUUUGCUCAACAGGCAAAAAUCGGCUUCUCCUGUUUCACCUCCGCCAUCUGUAUACAAUCCACCAGAUCACAUUCAACAACCACAACUGUACAAUUCUGGCACAACUUAUUCAACGUGGUCUUCGAUGCCUACCAUGCAAGCUCCAGCCCCAACAGCCCUAAUUUCGCCGAUUAAUUGCUGGUCGACAACAACCAGUCCUCCCCCGUCUCAUCAAAUUGCCACCCCAAACCAAUCCCCCACGCAUCAAAUUUACCAACACUCUCCCCCUUCAAUCACCAACCUCUCAUACCCCAGCUAUUACCACCAAGAUAUCCCUACCUAUCAAAGUCCAGAUUAUCUUGUUAAUCCUGUCGUUAACCAGGAAGUGACUUAUACUCAAUUGGGCGACAGAAACACGCCAGUGAUUUAUAAAGCAGACCACAGUAUCCAGAAUUUGGAUAACCACAGUGUAUCCAGCGUUGGCCAGGAGUACAAUGGUAUUAAGUUUGUGCAGUGUGGUACGAGAAAGAUGGAAUAUGCACUAAAAAAUCAAGGAGAAGAUGACACCCGAUCAGCGCCGGGGACUCCUAGGAGUGAUUGGGCCCCACAAAAUCAUUUACAAAAUAAUAAUUGAACAAAGAAUAAUCAUUAUGUGUAAAUAUGUAUGAUUUAUGUGGAUUUGUUAAAAAAUGGAUUUUCUAGAUUAUUCUAGGAAUACUCUGUCCUUUUUGGUAAUAUAGAAAUAUGUUUAGAAAAGUCCAUUUUUAUUGAAAGAUGUUAGAGUAUGAAAGGAGGAGAAAAAUUAA
Molecule: messenger RNA, 1952 nt
Organism: Ceutorhynchus assimilis (cabbage seed weevil)
Lineage: Eukaryota; Metazoa; Arthropoda; Insecta; Coleoptera; Curculionidae
Source: the annotation of a GenBank genome assembly